AUGCCCGUUGUCACAGUUGUUUUCGGCACUCGCCGUCGACUGAUCGAGCUUCCUAACUCGUACAACUUGCUGAUUCGCAAAAUCAAUGAAGACUUCGGUCUUGACAAAGUCGACUUCGUCAUCCACUUGACCACUCCCUUCGAUACUGAGGAAGUCGAGCUCGAUCCCACGGCCUACAGCGCUGUUUCCGACAAAUGCGUCCUUCGUCUCCAAAAGACUGACGCAGAGGAAGCAGAAGCAGAGUGUGCUGAGCCGAAGAGAAAACGCAUCCGACGAAUCCCGAUCUCGCAGAUGGAGCCACCUAUCCACGUGCGCAUCAAAACAUUGACAGGAAAGAUCAUUCAGCUUCGGAUUUCGCCUUCAAUGACGAUCUUGGACCUCAAGAAGAUGUAUGAGGACGAAGAAGGAACUCCACCUGAUCAACAGCGUCUUAUAUUUGCAGCCAAGCAGCUAUGUGAUGACAAAACCUUGCGUGGCAAGCCAGCCAUCUACCUCAUGUCACCCACUCCUCUCGACUCAGUCUCCGUCUACGUUACUCUCUCAGAUCACUGGAAGUUCACCACUCUGUGGCCUCUUACAGAACCUUCCGUCACCGACCAGACGUCUCGUGUCAGCUGGGACGUCUCCACCCGCCCUGACGGCACUCUGGAGUCUCUAGCAACCGACGUGGAGUGCAGCUAUCUCUUCUGGGAGGCCGAGGCGGAGGCUGACACCAAAGCCAGCGACGUCAAGGUGUCACCAUCCGACGCGUACCCGUUCAACCCCCAGCGACCUCGGCUCCAUCGCACGGGCGUCGACGCGCUCAUUCUAUCCUUUGACGACUUCAUGCCAUACCUCUACGGGGUCCUUGAGUCCCUGACGUUGACGACAGCGAUGCGCACCUGCCCUGGUGGAUAUGAUCCCGCUCUGAUUGCGCAGUCUAUCCGCAACGAUGCUGGCGGCCUCAUCCCCUCGUCGGAGCUGCGGUCCUCCCCGGAUCCCAUCCUGACGGCACUUGCUGAGCUCGGCGUCUUGCGUCUUCAAGGCACCCGUGCUUUGAUCUCUCUCUUUGACAGGAACUACCAGUAUAUCGUCGCCGAGGCUACCCCCUCUCUCCGUCUGACCCCGAAUGCGAAAGUUGAUCAUGUCGGUACCGGAGAGCAUCUCCUGUUCUGCGGCACCGCCGUCCCACGGAAAGAAGGCCUCUGCGAGCUCGCUCUUGGCAUUCCUCUGUACCCUUCAGCAGAGAGUUCUUCGGAUGGUGCCCAACCCCCCGUGACAAUCAUUUCCGACAUCCCAAUAGAUCCGAGGUCUUCAAAACGAGCCUGUAGCCGUCUUGUGCCCCAGAAUCGCUUCUACGCAGGCGUCCCAAUACGUUCGCAAAAGGGUAUCGAUAUUGGCACCUUUUGCGUUUUCGACAGCAAGCCCCGCCCGGGUCUGGACGAAACUUCGAUGCAUUUCAUUCGCGACAUCUCUAGCGCCAUCAUGGACCAUCUCGAAUCCAGGCGGAGGAACGAUAGCCACCGUCGCGCAGAUAGGAUGGUGCGGGGAGUCGGCAGUUUUGUUGAGGGAAAAACCACCCUGUCCGGUCGGACAGUAACCGAAAACCCCGAGUCUUUCGUCGACGACGUCUCGCGAGAGGGCGGUCUGAAUAGAACCCAGCAACAUCUGCAGCAAGAAUCCGAUAACCGACGCGCUGAAGAGCAGGCCGAUUACCUAUCACCAUCAGCACAGCCACCCUCUACAAACGGGACAACCAAGUCUCGACCAUCACUACGGCCAGGCCCCAGCCCGUUGACUGUGCCUGGUACACCCACAAAGUCCCUUCGAUCCGUGUCCGGUCUCGCCCAUACACAUCCACACGAGCCUAAGAUCCGACACAUCUUUUCAAAGGCCGCCAAUGUCGUCCGAGAAGCCAUUGAGGUCGAGAGCGUGCUCUUUCUGGAUGCUGCCAUCGUUUCAUUCGGGGGUUUGGCGAGAUCGACGCCGCGUCAUCCGAAAUCGCCCAGGUCUAGCAAGUCAUCGGCGUCCUCUUCAUCCAGUGACGAAACGGAGAACUUUUCAAAACAAUGCAACGGCGCCCUUGAACAUGGAGAUGAGGAGGAAAGUUGUCGAAUCCUCGGCUUCUCGAGCUCGUCGGAUUCAAGCAUUGACGGGGAUUUACCUUCUCGAGCAUUUUCGGACGUAUCGGACAGAUUCCUCAACAAGCUUUUGCAACGUUAUCCGCAAGGGAAGAUCUUCAGCAUUGACGAGAACGGCGAGAUUCAGUCCAGCGAUACCUCAGGCGAUGAAACUGCUACGGUUUCUCCCGAAUCGGAACAAGACAACAAGACAAUACUGGUCCCCGACCAAACAAAGGAUGCCCUACUACCUCGCAAACGGCCCCGGAAUAGAUUCUCUCGACAAAAUGAAGGCAAAGGCAUUGCGGCAAUCUUCCCCGGGGCUCGGAGCGUGGCCUUGAUCCCCCUAUGGGACGUCAACAAACAGCGUUGGUACGCUGGCGGAUUCGUCUGUACAAAGAAUCCGACUCGGACCUUCACCGUUGAAGACGAGCUUAGCUAUCUUCGAGCUUUCGGUACCGUCAUCAUGUCUGAAGUUGAUCGCGUUAGUGCUUUACUGGUGGAACAGUCCAAAACGGAUCUCCUCAAUUCGAUAUCCCACGAAUUACGUUCUCCGUUACACGGCAUCAUACUGGGGGCCGAGUUACUAUACGACACUUCUUUGGAUGCGUUCCAAGGUGAGACCUUGGUCUCCAUUGAAAACUGCGGCCGGACGCUCUUGGAAACCAUCGACCAUCUUCUAGACUGGAGCAAGAUCAACAACUUCAUUGCAGCACCGACGAAAAAGCACAGUGUUCCCGAUAGUGUCACCGUCAGGGGUACGAGGAGUCACAGUGAACGCGGCAGAGCGGGAAGACGGGGCUCUGGUCAUAAACUCAGUAUCGAAGCGGGAAUGAUGAGCAUCAUGUCCGACGUUGAACUUGACGUGCUGGCUGAGGAGGUCGUCGAGAGCGUCUGUGCUGGAUUCAGCUACCAGCGUCUGUCCAUUGCCCAUCUGGUCAACGACAGGUCGGGAGACCACACAGAUACUGCCGACGCGAUCCAAGCAAUCCGACGACUUGAUAGCAUGCAAGCCGUGGAGCACAACGCCGUCCGAACCAGUAAGAACGGGAACUUGCUCAUGUUCCUUGGGGAUGUUCCCGUAACAUUCGACAUCAGUCCAGCUAUUUCCUGGGCGUUUCACACCCAGCCGGGCGCAAUCCGUCGCAUAAUCAUGAACCUGCUCGGUAAUGCGCUCAAGUUUACCAGCAAAGGAUUCAUCAAUGUCAGCAUACUUCGAAUCCCGCCGGAAUCGACAGAUGGGGGGCAGCCCACCAUCAAAUCUGGAGUAAAGAUCAUCAUCGCAGACACAGGACGUGGUAUCAGCGAGGACUAUCUUCACAACCAUCUGUUCACACCCUUUUCGCAGGAAGACAGUCUGUCGGCUGGAACAGGCUUGGGCCUGAGCUUGGUACAUCAGAUCGUCUCCAAGCUGGAUGGGUCUAUUCAAGUCUGGAGCAAGGUCAAUCACGGAACGAGGGUCACGGUGGUUCUUCCCCUAACAUACUCAGCUACGCCGUCCCCGACUGGCGAUCCAGGCUCCGCAGGCUUUGACGAAUUCGAAUCCCUCGUCAGUGAGUUGAAGGGUCUUCGGGUCCGGCUCCACGGGCUACCCACCGAACAAGCCGUGCGUGAGAAAGUGGACGACGAUCUUACCAAGGGGACCUUGAGCGAAGGAGCGCUCAUCGCCAACAUCUGCAUGGAUUGGUUACAAAUGCACGUCGUCGAAGCCUCCAGCGAUGAGCCAGUUCUCGCGGAUUUGGUCCUAUCAACCGAAGCCUCUGUAGACGAGCUGUUGCACGAGCAUCGCCACGGCCGCGUGUCCAUGCCUGUAGUGGUCAUCUGUCGCAAUGCCCUCAUCGCGCGUCGACUAGCGACGACUCCGAGAUUUUCGAAUAAAAACGCUAGCUUCGAUUUCAUUUCACAGCCUGUUGGUCCAAGAAAAUUAGCCAAGGUUCUUCUGAUGAGCUUCCGGCGAUGGAUCAAAUUGCAAUCCUCGGGCAUUCCCACUCCGAGUCAACUAUCGCUAGACAACAUCGCAACGCCUAUUGUUGACGUUCCCCAGCAAAUAAAUUCGCUACCAACGGGAGCGCAGGCGCGCAGCUCUGGCGAAGUCGUGGACUCUGUGUCGGAUCUGAACCCCGAAGAGCGGAAGAUAUUAGAAGAGCGACAGGAGGUGACUCGGGCGUUGGAGGAUGAGCGGGCAAAUGGCCAACAGUCCGAAGACUCUUCAAAGGAGACAAAGAAGGAAGAAUGUGUCCUCCCGGAACGACCCAAGAAUAACUCACCUAUGACGUCGAGGCAGAUGCAAUCCUUCGAUCAACCGUCCAAACAGCAUCGAGGGGGCGGGCCCAAGUUCCUCCUCGUGGACGACAACCCGAUCAAUAUCAACAUUCUGGCCUCGUACAUGAGGAAAUUCGGUCACAGAUUCGAAACGGCAACGAAUGGGCAAGAAGCAUUGGACAGGUUCGAAGCCGCGGCUGGUCAGCCUGCGGACCAGUUCCGACUCAUAUUGAUGGAUAUAUCCAUGCCGGUGAUGGAUGGCUUUGAAUCGACACGUCGGAUCCGGGCCAUCGAGAGGAAACUGAAGUUAUCGCGUUGUAACAUCUUCGCGCUGACGGGUCUCGCUUCGACCAGUGCUCAGCAGGAAGCGUUCGCCAGCGGCAUAGACCUGUUUUUGACGAAGCCCGUGAAACUCAAAGAGUUGAGUAAGAUACUGGAAAACAGGGGCAUCUUAUAA
Messenger RNA from Colletotrichum karsti, 4818 nucleotides. RefSeq names its product histidine kinase-like protein. The transcript has 5 exons. The record is from RefSeq and is a predicted model, not a curated record. Bases 1 to 4818 code for a protein of 1605 amino acids. Gene Ontology annotation, molecular function: phosphorelay sensor kinase activity; protein binding. Gene Ontology annotation, biological process: phosphorelay signal transduction system; phosphorylation. NCBI's taxonomy places the organism in Eukaryota, Fungi, Ascomycota, Sordariomycetes, Glomerellales, Glomerellaceae.